Molecule: messenger RNA, 768 nt
Organism: Ilex paraguariensis (yerba mate)
Lineage: Eukaryota; Viridiplantae; Streptophyta; Magnoliopsida; Aquifoliales; Aquifoliaceae
Source: the annotation of a GenBank genome assembly
CACAAACAGCAAGCGAUUUCUCUGCGAAACCUAGCAAAUCGUCCUUGUAUAUUGUCUCUCUUGUUGUUCCCAUUUUGAGUCCUUUUAACACAUAUACAAUGUCGCUCAUUCCAAGUAGCUUCUUCAGCGGCCCAAGAACAAGCACCUUCGACCCAUUCUCGCUCGACCUCUGGGACCCUUUCCAUGACUUCCCUAUUACCACCUCUGCACUCUCCACCCCUCUCUCCAACCUCGUAAACGAGACAGCCCAGUUCGCGAACACCCAAAUCGAUUGGAGAGAGACUCCUGAAGCUCACUUCUUCAAGGCCGACCUCCCGGGUCUGAGGAAAGAAGAAGUGAAGGUCGAGGUUGAAGAAGGGAGGAUUCUGCAGAUUAGCGGGCAGAGGAGUAGAGAAGAAGAGCAAAAGGGUGAGAAAUGGCACCGCUUGGAGCGGAGCAGCGGCCAGUUCCUCCGCCGGUUCCGGCUGCCGGAGAAUGCCAAAGUGGAUGAAGUGAAAGCUAGCAUGGAGAAUGGAGUGCUGACUGUGACUGUCCCGAAGGUGCAGGUGAAGAAGCCUGAUGUCAAGGCCGUUGAGAUUUCUGGUUAAGACUGUCGUUUGUUACUGUUGUCAUCUAUGUAUUAGUCCGAAUAUUCCAAUAGUAAGUAAUUAGAUAAGGUUACUAAUGUGUCCUUUUAUUUUUUAUUUUUUUGAUCAAAUGUGUGUCCUUUUAUUAAUGUAUCCUUAUUAAUGUUAUGAAUGGAAAGUUUAAAAGUUAAUAUUAUAUGAA